AUGCAGAACGCCACUUUCUAUUACGCCGAGGGGAACCAUCCGUGUGCCGAUCUUUUCUUUAAGGAUGACACUGGUGCUUUGUACCUGGUUGACGUGGGUGGCACUGGCAACAUGUCGAAGGCGCUGAACAAGGUGCAGAAAAUGAGUGAUGUUCUCGUCAAGGAAGGUUUGCGUGAGGAAUUGCAAGUGAGUAAAUUAACAGGUGUCGUCCUGCUACCAAACAUUGCGAGUAUCAGCCUGGAAAAUGAAGGAAUCAUCUCAGAAGCCAUCACCGUCACAGGGGCAAGAGCCAGAGAGCUGCUUGGUGGUCGCUGGAAGAGCAUGGCUGGCAAAGCGGCCUUGGGUUUCUGUGCCCUGCCGGGACCUGCCGAUCCGCAGGGCUGGGUUUGCAUGUUGGACAUGAUGCUCAACAGUCCCAGCGGUCGACCACCGGUGCUGGUGGGUGGGCUGCCGGUGACGGACCACGCCUUCGUGGAUGGACAGCUGGAGACCUCUGGAGCCUUUGGCCUGGUGCUGGAUGGCAUCCAAGCCUCUCCGGUGGUAUGCCAAGGGUCGGUCCCCUUCGGACCCUUCUUGGAGAUUAGCCACGUGCGCUCGGACCAUGUCAUUAGCGAAAUCAACGGCCAGAACCCUCGGGAGCUCUUAAUGCCCUUGCUGCAUGGUCCACAUGUGCCGGGCAACGGGCAGUCCAUGGCAGGUGUUUUCGUGGAUCCCAAACCCGAUGGACCUCACGGCUCCUGGACAGACGCGCAUCUGGCCAUGGCGGCCAUGGACGGUCGACCCAAUUGUUUGGUGAGGCCGAUGCACUCCUUCACUCGUGAGGGACACUUGGUGUUGUCUCCUCUGACGGAAACGACACCAUAUAGCCCAGGCAUGAAGCUGCAAUUGCAGUGCUUCAGCCCUGAACAUGCGUUGAAAGACCUGCGUUCCCGUGUGGAAACGGACAUGGCGCUGCACAACGGACGGCCGCCCAAAGCGGCGGUCAUCAUCUCCUGUGGUGCACGCGGCGUGGCAUUGUACGGCAGCGAAGGGGUGGAGAGCGCGAUUUUCCGCGAAGUUUGGGGAUGCGACGUGCCCACGGUGGGGUUCUUUGCCGGCGGCGAAUUUGGCCCCGUGGGCUUAAGGACCUAUCUUCACGCCUUCACCACGAGUUGUUUGAUGUUUCGAUGACCGGUCACAACGACGGGUCGAAAUCGUCCCGAACGACGACGGAUUUAUCGCUGCGCCCGCUGCUUGAGGUUGAAGAAAGUGUCGACAUGUUCC
Messenger RNA from Cladocopium goreaui, 1263 nucleotides. Lineage: Eukaryota; Dinophyceae; Suessiales; Symbiodiniaceae. The record is from the annotation of a GenBank genome assembly.